UGCAGACGAACAAAGUGGAUGCAGUAUGUCUGUAUCUGAUUGUAUUUUGACGCCUGCAAAAAGGCCACCUCAUCCUAAGUUGGUAAAAUACUGGAGUCAAGAUGGAGAGCUCAUCUUUCAGAGUAUGUUGAAAGAACAGGAACAUAAUUAUGGAUCGAAAACAAACCGAGAAUGCCAGCGAGAACGUUUUACACAUGUUCCAGAUCAAUACUACAGUUCAAUAUACUCUGAAACAUUUGGGACACCAAUACCAAGUUUGAAUACUGAUACACACUCCAGCUAUGACUCUAAUUUGAAUCUAAGUGAUAUCUCACACAGAGACAAGGGCAGUGCAGACAGGCAAGAACAGGAAAGGAAACAAGGGCACCUUGCAGGAGAACCUGUCCAAAAUCACCUGCCUUCCUUUGAAAAUGUCAGAUACAUCAUGUCUGGAAGUAGAGCCACUCAAGCAAAUUAUGUGCAAUCACAAGAAAAUACCAGUUAUCAAAAUGAUUGGCAACCGGGACAAGAACAUAGCACUGGUACAAAAAGACAAGAGGUUUGGUUGAGACAAACUGAUGAUAAUUUUGGCUCAGUCAUAAAUGAUUAUUUCAAAGCCAAGGAGUUUGAUUCUUCCCAGAACACCAGCAGUGGAAAGGGUAACAUUAAUUAUCAAAGCCAAGCUGGCUCAUCAACAUCUGCACAAUAUGUUGAAACUAAUCUGGAUCCAUUUCUCAAAGAAACUGUCAUGUCUCCACCUCUAGAUUUAAGUGGGGAGUCUUCCUCUGCUAUUAGCGAAACACAACUGACAUCACAGGAUUUGUUCACAACUCAAGGUACUGAUAGUGCAAAUGAAUUUUCACAAUUCAACACUGACAGAUCACUCACUUAUUACCUGCCUCUUUAUCAUUCAAAUACUCCUGACUUACCUGAUUCAUCAACAGCAGAAGCUUUCAUUCACCAAGAAUGUCUACGAAAUAGAUCUGACAGAUAUCCUGAAACACCAAAAUCUUGUCCUAACAUAGCUAGAAAACAAUUACAAGACCAUUAUCCUAGCACCAUGUGUUUAACCAAUAUUUCAGAGACACACACCAGUCCUUAUCUUAAGCCAAAUGGCCUAGUUGAUGAUGCAGAGGUCAAUCAGUUAACACAUUUUAAGAAUGAUGAAAAUCAAUUACCUGCCUUCACAAUCCCAGUAAAGCUACAACAGCAGCAAAAGGUGGACAUUGCCAACAAGACCCACACUUCAUCCAUUGCCAAAAGGCUGUUGCAAAAAAAGAUUACUGAUAUGUAUAAAAAGGAUGUGCAUUGCCAUCAAGAUAUCAUGAAAAAGACCCCAAUUUCAUCAAUUACAAAGCGACUGCUGCAGCAAAAAGACAUGCCAAAUUCCUCAUCCAAGAAAGUUCAUACCAGUCCUUUAGAAAAAACGUGUGAUGAUAUGAAAAGGGAUGUAUUGAAGGUAAAAGAUGUUAAUAUUCCAACCAGCCAAACUGGAAAAUCCUUUAAGGUACCCUACAAGAAAAAUAAAAAUGAUACUGCCUGCAAUAAUCAAAGCAAGAUUUGUGAAGACACCCCCAUGAAGGUGAAUAAAAAGAUCCAGCAAUUAGCUAAUCUUUCUUCUGAUGAGAGGCACCAAUUGCUAGGAAAGCUACUUCUUGCAGAUGAAAUUGCAAUGACAUUAUUAUAUGCAGAUGGAUCAUCUCAGUUGAGAGAACCAACAGCAAGAAAGAAAAGAGGCAUUGUCCCAGAGGACCAGGAGGCUGUCUCAAUGGUGUUGGCAUAUCAAAGUAAAGAAAACAUCCAGCCUAGCAUUGCUGGUGUAAAGAGGGCCAAUUCUUUGUUGUAUGUGGCUUUUCCUCUCUGCAGUGAAGAUGAGGAGUGUUUCAAAUGGUCCAGGUCUGCCACAUGUACUUUGAUGGCAGCUAAAUGUAGGAAGAUCUGUUUCGAUUCUCAAGAACUGAUGAGCACUCUGAUCAGUAAACUGGAUCUGGAUCCUAAAACAGUAAUCUCUCAGUGGCUGGUGUUUGAUCCUAGAAUAUGCUGCUGGAUUUUAGAUCCAGAUCAACCACCUUGUACUUUUACUCAGAUGCUAAAGAGCCUACAAGACACUGGCUUGAGCAUUCCUGAAGGUGAUUCCACUGAACCAGUAUGUGAGGAUUUGUGUUCCCUUGGUCCUGUGAUGCAGGUUCUUUACCAGAAACUGUCUUCAAGGCAUCUAUGGGACCUGUAUACUAAGUUAGAGAUGCCACUGACCACCAUGUUAGCUGUGAUGGAACUUCGGAGGAUCCAAGUAGAUACUAGCUGUUUUCUAAAGUCUGGGGACCUGCUCAAGAAAAAGCUAACCAAAUUAGAACUGGCAGCUAAUGUUGCAGCAGGGCAUUCUUUUUCCAUCAACAGCCACAGUCAGCUCAGACAGGUGUUAUUUGAAGAAUUAAAACUUGAUGCCAAGCUUCCAAAGAAAGCAAAGAUAGCUAAAACAUCAGUAGGGCAACAGAAGUCGACAUCAGAAGCUGUACUUUCACAACUUAAAGACUUGCAUCCUUUACCCAAGAUAGUGUUAGAAUACAGACAGCUCCAAAAGUUAAAAUCUACCUAUAUUGAUGGCAUGCUGGCAUUUGUUGAAAAUGGCUAUCUCAGCACUCACUGGGACCAGACAGCUGCAGCCACUGGACGCCUUACCUCUACCAGUCCUAACAUACAAGCUAUCCCAAAACUUCCUGUGGUGCUGACUGGAGUUAAUAUUACUGAAAAAGAGGAUGAGAAGGAACAGCAGGUGUUUGCAAGAGACCCAUUUGUCAGUCGUGAUGGAUGGUCAUUUCUAGCAGCAGAUUUCUCUCAAAUUGAGUUGAGAUUGUUGGCUCAUCUAUCAGAUGACACUGUACUACUGGGGUGUUUCAACAGGGAUGGAGAAAGUGACAUAUUUGUGGAACUUACAGCAUUAUGGUUGUGUAAGGCAGCAGAUGAUGUCAGUAUGAUGGAACGAGAACAGACCAAAAGAGUGGUAUACUCAGUCAUGUAUGGAGUGGGCAAAAAUUCCUUGGCAGAUUACCUUAAGAUGAGCCCAAAUGAAGCCAAGGCCAUCAUGACCAGUUUUCUAGUAAAAUUUCCAGGAGUCAACAUGUUUACAAGAAAAUGCAUUGAGCAGUGUAGGACUAAUGGUUAUGUAUGUACCAUAUUCAAGCGAAGAAGAUGGUUCCCAAACAUCAAGCACCCUUCGCCAAUGUUAAGAGCUCAGGCUGAAAGACAGGCUGUCAAUUUCUGUGUACAAGGCUCUGCAGCAGAUUUGUGUAAGGCAGCCAUGUUACAAGUAGAACAUACCUUAUCUGCUAGGGCACACCUUAGUGCUCAAUUGCUUGUCCAGAUUCAUGAUGAGCUACUGCUGGAGGUACCAGAUUCAGAGAUAGAAGAAACCAAAGGUGUUAUAAGAGGUAUAAUGGAAUCUUCUGAAGGGUUGUGUGGUGAUAUGACUCAUCUCAAGCUUCCACUGAAAGUCUCCUUGUCUUGUGGAAAGACGUGGGGCCACAUGACACCUUGCUGAAGAGUUGACCAAGGUUACAAAUUCCACAUUUUUGUCACUGGACCAGCAUGUGAUGUGUUAACAACUGCAUUAUUAAUAACCAAGACUUUUUUAAACUGCACCUUUUUUUAUUACCAGUUCUUAUUACAAUGUGAAUUUGUUCAAUCAUCACUACCCUGUGUGCUAUUUUGGAAGAAAAUGACACAAUUCCUCACUACAUAUGGCUACAUAUUGCUCGCCAAUAAGUAACUGUGAACAUUACUGUGAAACAACUUGCUCUAUGUUUUCUGUUAUUUCACUUAAAAAUGGAAAGUCAUGCUUUAUAUCAUCUAACAAAAAAGCUUAUUUUAAGGUUUUUGCUCUUGAUAUUACUGUUUAUGUAGUAUUGAACAUUUAUCACCAUUUUGUCAAGCUGUCAGGAGUAUUUUCAUUUUGUAAGACUAUAUGAUAAAUUUACAUUAUAUCAGACUGUAUGGUUGUGUCUUUAAUUUAUAACUAGCAGCACAAUAAAGGAUCACUUAAACUUAGCACUUCAAGUGACUGGACCUUCAA
Molecule: messenger RNA, 4048 nt
Organism: Lingula anatina
Lineage: Eukaryota; Metazoa; Brachiopoda; Lingulata; Lingulida; Lingulidae
Product: DNA polymerase nu
Biological process (GO): double-strand break repair; DNA-templated DNA replication
Molecular function (GO): DNA-directed DNA polymerase activity; DNA binding
Source: RefSeq, a predicted model, not a curated record